AUGAACAAGUUUGGAUUAAUACAUCUUUGUUUAUUUCUCACGCACGAUACGAUUUUCUUUUGUUUUACUGUGGAUGGUGCUAGUUGUAUCAGCUCAUUAAGGAGACAGUCGGACAGCAGCAAUGAGAAGUGGCUCAACAUCUCAGCUCCACCAUCAAUGAGAAAAUCAGGCUUAGCUCCACUUCGUAGCAGAAGGUUCACACAGCUAUCAUUUUCCAAAUCUGUAUAUUCAUUUGAAGUGAGAGAAGACACACCCCCUGGGACAAUUGUGGGACAUGUGGAGGCUGUAUAUAGCAAGAAGAAUGAAACCUCAGUUUACUCAGUUCAGGAGGAUGAUGGCGAUGGCCUUUUUCUUCUCAAUCCACAUUCUGGAGAAUUCCUCCUGUCCCGUGCUCUGGAUUUUGAGCUGGAGCACAACUACAUCUUAACUGCUGGAGCUCAGCAGGGGGGCAGUGAGCUUAUCAGGGUCAGGGUUUACUUCAAUGUGAUUAAUGUCAAUGACAACCCACCGGUGUUCAGCCAGAAUGCUUUCUAUGCCUCCAUACCGGAAGACUCACCUGUUGGGAUGUGCUUCCUAAGUUUGAAUGUUUCAGAUCCAGAUGAAGGUAUUUAUGGAGAAGUGGAGUUAGCGGUCACAUCUGGAGAUCUUGAGAAUAAGUUCUCAAUAAAUCAAGAGGGAGCUCUGUGCCUAAACGCUGAAUUAGACAGAGAAACAUAUGCAAUGUACAGCCUUAUUGUCCAAGCCCAUGAUCAUGCUUUACCCACAGAGACUCAACUCACAAGCUCAGUGCAUGUUACCGUCUAUCUUAUGGAUGUCAAUGACAACCCCCCACUUAUCACAACACCCAGUACUGUUAGUUUUCCAGAGAACGCACCUCUUCAUUCUGCUGUGACAGUCGUACAGGCCACAGAUGCUGAUGCUGGAUCUAAUGGUGAAUUUGUUUUUAGUUUUGAAAGUGCAGAAGAUGAAUCUUUCAGUAUAAAUAGUUCAACCGGGGUUGUUUACCUGCAGAAGCCAUUGGACAGGGAAACCAAGGAUGUCAUCAGAGUUAUGCUGAAAGUCAAAGAUAAAGGUAUUCCUGCAUUGUCCAGUUUAAUGAACCUCACAGUGCUUGUUGAAGAUGUCAACGACCACAAUCCAGAGUUCACUCAGAGCUCUUACAGCCUUUCAAUAUAUGAGGAUGUAUCUCGUGGAACAAGUAUACUAAAAGUUGAUGCAAGCGAUUGUGAUAUUGGGCCGAAUGGACUGGUCCGGUUUUCUAUCUCAGAGAGUGGGUUCAUGGUGGACUCUGUUUUAGGUAUAGUCUUAGUGAUAGAGAAGAUGGACCGAGAAAAGACACCUUUCUACAGCUUUUCAGUCUUUGCAGAAGACCAGGGAGAUGUUCAAAGAUCCACCACUGCAACUAUCAACAUCACAAUCCUAGACGUCAAUGACUGCAUGCCUAUUUUUUCACCAGAAUCCCUUAUUUUACAUGUUUUGGAAAAUGGAGAGGACUCUUCUCAGCAAACACAUCAGAUACAGGCAUCUGAUGAGGACUUGGGAGCUAAUGGUCAGCUGACUUAUUCUAUAGAAUCAGGAAAUGAUGAGAAUCUUUUCUCACUUCAUUCCAAUGGAACCAUCCAGAUCUUAGAAAAUCUUGACAGGGAAGUGAAAAACCAAUACAUGUUGGAAGUUAUUGCUGUUGAUUCAGGAUUUCCAUCACUGACAGGCUCAGGCACUUUAAUCAUUGUUGUAGAUGAUGUCAAUGACAACAUUCCAGUUUUUGAAAAGGAUAUAUUCACUGCUCAUAUAUUGGAGGAUUCUCCUCUUGGAACUUUUUUUCUGAGAAUUACAGCUUCAGACUUAGAUGAUGGCACCAAUGGCCAGCUAAGAUAUUCUUUAGCGGGCCUCGAUUUUCCAUUUUUAAUCAAUGCAACAUCUGGGGAUUUGUUCACUGUAAGUGCUUUGGACAGAGAGACAGUGCCUUUCUACAGAUUUUUGGUUAUCGUCAGUGAUGGUCAUCCCACAAUGCCUCUUUCCAGCUCAGCUGCUGUUGUGGUAACAAUUGAUGAUGUGAAUGAUAACUUCCCAUCAUUUCUAUAUGGACCAUAUGUGGCCAAUAUACCUUUUGGGUUAACCAAAGGAUCAGUUGUUUGCACAGUGAUGGCAGAAGAUGCAGAUGUUGAAUUGAAUGCAAAACUAAACUUUUCUCUGCAAGGUCAACAUGCCCAUCUCUUCUCCAUUAACUCUCACACGGGAACAGUGUUCAUUUCAGAUUCAAUAAGUAGAAGAAAUGACAUCACAGUUGAUGUUCAUGUGCAGGAUGGAGCAGAAAUGGCAAAAAUGGACACAACAACCUUGACUGUCAGAUUUUGGAAUGACUCAUACUUUCCUCAAAUUGCAGUCCAGGUUAAUAAGAACAUUCUCUUUGAGGACACACCCAUCGAUACCUUAGUGGCCAUUGUGACUGCAGAAACAUUGAGAAAUGCAACAGUGUAUUUCUAUCUGCCCUCUGGAACUUUGGGGAGGUUUUUGAGCUUCAUCCCAGCACUGGCGAGUUGA
Danio aesculapii is the source of this 2541-nucleotide messenger RNA. RefSeq names its product protocadherin Fat 4-like. Gene Ontology annotation, molecular function: calcium ion binding. The record is from RefSeq and is a predicted model, not a curated record. The coding region runs from base 1 to 2541 and encodes 846 amino acids. Gene Ontology annotation, biological process: homophilic cell-cell adhesion. Gene Ontology annotation, cellular component: plasma membrane; cell-cell junction. The transcript is spliced from 8 exons. Lineage: Eukaryota; Metazoa; Chordata; Actinopteri; Cypriniformes; Danionidae.